Molecule: messenger RNA, 5577 nt
Organism: Scatophagus argus
Lineage: Eukaryota; Metazoa; Chordata; Actinopteri; Scatophagidae
Gene: fut9a
Product: fucosyltransferase 9a
Exons: 3
Coding region: 1781-2863 (360 amino acids)
Cellular component (GO): membrane
Molecular function (GO): alpha-(1->3)-fucosyltransferase activity
Source: RefSeq, a predicted model, not a curated record
CUUCUUUUUAACAGUCAUAAUAUCUGAUAAGCCUGCAUGUUGCCAUGGUGUCAAAAUAGCAUGUUUCUGUCUGACUCUGUUGCUGUUACACUGUUGUGAUUUUAUUUGGAACUUCCGUGAAGACUUUAUAUCGAUACCACUCGGACUGGUAGGAAGAUAAAUGAUUUCACAUGUGAUGAGGUGUAGCUCAUUCCCCGUGAAGUUGGGUAAUGUCCUCCGUAGCUCUGCGGGGAGCUCUCUCUUUUUACAUUUACAUACAAGUUGUUAAGCUGAUGUUGUUCCCAAUCAGUUGCUUAUUUACACACACCCAUCAUGCAUUUUGUGAGUCGUGUUUCUGUCCACCCGGCAAAUGCAUAUUGUCGCUUUAUGCAUUAUUAUAAAAAUAACAGUGGUAGCAGCUUUAAGUCUGCCUUACAAGGUGCAGUCACAGAGUUAUAAAGACGUAUGGGCAGACGAAGAGGAGGGGUCUAAUAAAAGACUGCUGAGUUGCAUUAUGGGAGUUUGAGGACAGCGUUUUCUGAGCUUAUUGGCCCAUAAAAGGGAGUAAAAGGUCAUAUACCUCAGCCUCUGCUCCUUCACUUUUGUAUCUCACAAGUGCCACGUGUUUAUGGAAGUGCGAUAACAAAUAUAGCGCCCUUUUAAAUGAUUAAUUAAAAACCUAAUAGGUUGCUCAUGUUGCUGCUACACACAUUUUGAAGCUAGAAUAAUUAACCCGACUUACGGACUGAGCGUCCGUCUGUUGAUCAUAGCAACAGCAUAGCAUGAAUUAUCUUCUUAACUGCUGUUGGAUGUAGUUAGAGGUUGUGGUGCAUUACCAUCACUGACCGGCGGUCAGCAUUUGGCUUACCGCUACAUUAAACGGCAGCCAUGUGGGCUACCACACACAUACACCUCCCGUUAGACUCUUAUUUUGAUAAGCAGUUGAUACGGGCCAAGUGAGGGAAACCUUGCUUAUUCAAAUGAGAACCUUAAAUAGAUGAUUGGAGUGUGAUAUGCACUAACGCUGAAUCUCAGCAUCACACACACACACGCACACGCACACGCGCACACACACACACUGGAGCUCUGCCACAGCCUGCAGCUGCAUUGACGGUAAACAGAGCAAGGUAGCGCAUGGGCAGCCAGCAGGGAAUUAUUCCACAUCGCAUCACAUCCCUGAGCAUACAUGGCGUCCUCACACACUGAGCCCAUGAAUUUAGUGUGCAGGCUGAUGGGAUAACCGCCAAUCUUUUUCUUUUUUUUUUUUUCAACCAUCAUUCGUUGCGUCGGUGUGCAGCAGCAGCGAAGAUUCAGCGCAACACUGAUACAGUAGGUACCAUCAUUUUUUUUUUCUGGAUAAAGACCAUGGACGUGGGCUCAUCCGUGUAUAUUCCUGCAAAUACGGCGGACGGGUGCGAUUUUUUAUUCCAGACGCAUCCACAUCUUCCGUAUGUUGCAAGGUGUCUUUGAAAGGGGGUACCGACCUCUGGGAGGAAAUGAGAAGAAAGGUCUAUUUUGACUCACGCCUGUCGAGAUGGAGGCAUCAUUAAGAGGACCCGUACAUUCAAGAUCAAACACACCUCAUUAGAUCAUUACAGAUUGUUGUUGUUCAGAGUAAGAGCAAAGAGGCAUCUAUUAGCUGGGACCUGCAAUUUUUUUUUUUUUUUUUGGUCUAUGAGCACUGAAUCAUAUAGAAGAUUGAUCCCACCGUCGACCCAAUGUAGGAACCGCUUCCUCCGAUUCCCACAGCCUCUACUCUUGCUUGGAUUUCAGCAUUCAGUCAAAUCCACCAGAACGGAGUAUGCCAUCUGCACCUUUUCACAGAAUCUUACGACCCCUUCUGCUCGGCACUUUCAUACUGGGAUGCUUUGUGACUCUGUUUUUGAUGUAUUUUAAACCAUCCACCAGCUGGCUAUCGGGUCCUGUAGAAUCAACAGCAUCUACAGACCGGGUCAAGAAUCUCUUCUCCACCAAGAGUGAUAAAAACGUAACCACCGUGCUGGUCUGGCUCUGGCCCUUCGGACAAACCUACGACCUAAGCGUGUGCAGUUCUCUCUUCAACAUUGAGGGUUGUUUCAUCACUGCAGACAGGAACCUCUACAACAAGUCAGAUGGGGUUGUCAUCCAUCACCGAGACAUCUGCACUGAUCUGUCCAACCUGCCUCCGCUCCAGCGACCAUCCUUCCAGAAAUGGAUAUGGAUGAACUUGGAGUCGCCGUCGCACUCCUCCCAGCUGCCUGGGAUUGAGAACCUGUUCAAUCUGACUCUCAAUUACCGUCAGGAUGCUGACAUUGAAGUGCCUUAUGGGUCCAUAGUAGCAGCAGAGGGCGAGGAGGACUUCGUCCCACCCAGCAAAAACAAACUGAUCUGCUGGAUUGUGAGCAACUGGAACCAGGACCAUGUGCGGGUGAAAUACUACAAUGAGCUCUACAAACACAUUGAGGUUCAUGCAUAUGGACAAGCCUUCGGGGAGUACAUCUCUGAUCAAGAUUACUUCCCCACCAUCGCCAGCUGUAAGUUCUACCUGGCUUUUGAGAACUCCAUCCACAAGGACUACAUUACUGAAAAACUGUACAACCCACUCUCUGUGGGGACAGUGCCAGUGGUUCUCGGCCCGCCCAGGCAGAACUACGAGAACUUCAUCCAGGGAGACGCCUUCAUCCACGUGGACGACUUCACCUCUCCCAAGGAGCUAGCCGAUUACCUGCUGCUCCUGGACAAGAAUGAGGAAAUGUACCUCAGGUACUUUGAGUGGCGGCGGCACUUUAAAGUAAAGAAGGCCUAUUUCUGGGCAGAGCACACAUGCUUGGCUUGUGAUUACCUGCGUAGGCACAAGGAGUACAAGGCAUUCAAUAACCUUGACAAGUGGUACUGGGGCGGAUAGUGAUCUGAAGGGCUAUGCGGUGCAUGUUUUGUUGUUGAAGGCAGUACUUUAAGAUUUUUGUCCUUUGGUUAUCAUAAAGGUUCAUACUGUUCUGUCCCAAGCUCCCGAAUGAUGUUUUUCUAUUGGUUUAGCGGCAGAGUGAGACAUCCAUCUUGUUUUUUUUUAAUUUGCAGAACAAUUAUGCUCAGCCUUACUUUGCCUUUUGUAUCAUUCAUUUCUAAUUUAUUUUUUAUAAAUUACAAAUGCACUACAUUUUUUAGUGUUAUUUCAACCCAUGUUUGGCUUAACAUGCCCAUAUUUGCUGCUAUUUUUUAAUGUUUUUGUUCUAUUAUUAGUAUGAAUGCUUGAGUUUAUGUAUGUAUGUAAACAUGUUCUUGUUUUUCUUUAAAUAUCGCCUUUACAAAAAUGAAGCGACAGACACUGGAAAAGUGGUGGCAGCAGAAAUAGACUGACAUAAAAAAUGAAAAUAUUUAUGUAAUAUUUAUUCAAGUGAGGCAUUAUAUGAUUAAAAACAAUCUCAUCUGUGCUAGUGAUGCGGUCACCUAUGCAGUGUUUACUGAACUGUGAAAGUAGUUCAAUUGUGUCAUGUACAUAUUGUGUAAGGAAUUACGUAGCUGUCAUUUUUCCCAUUAUUUUGUAAGUUUGCAUUUGCACUGCUAAUCCAACUGUUACCUUGCCUUUACAUAUGUACAGUAAGGCAGGCAGUCAUCAUAGUUUGUGGUUGUAGAUGGCAUAUGGUGAUCACCAUCCAGGUAGUCUCCGACAGCAGAUGUGACUCUGCUCUGUGAGAAGGAGGUUGCUAUUUUAAUCAUGUUGUGAAAUGCUCUUUGUCACAUGUGAUGUGUCACAGUGCAGUCGGAGUCCCGUGUGGACGAUAAUAGCACAGUACAGAGCCAUUGUACUGCAAUAUGACACUCCCACUCACCUCAUUAUGUUACAUUCUGAUUUGAUCUAUAAAAGUCUGUAAUUUUUAACUGAAUUCCGUGACGGAAAAGAGCACAAAAUGAACAUAUUACUGAAUCUUUUAAUGAAGCUAUUUUGUCGUGUAUACUGCACUGUCAUCCCACAAUGUGACCUAGAAUAUAUACACUGGUAUUUUCAACUGUUUCAAGCAGAUGUUACCAUAUGGGUGAAGUGGGUGGAUGAAAUAAGAUCAGGGGAAAUCUGCCUACAUCUUAGAAACUUGUGAAAGAUGUGAGAUGUUCUUGAUUAUUUCAAUCUUUGAAUCAUCACACUUCGGCGUUGUUUUGGGAGUAAGAGGUUGCAUGUGAAAAAUACUCUUCUGGAUUUUUUUUUUUUAUCGUUGUUGUUUGUUUACACAUGUUCACAGUUGUGUGGCUUACCAGCUAACCUACAGCACUCAAGAUCACACUACAACAUGACAGCUCAACAUCUGUACAUAUCACAUAAUUUUUAAAUGUUGUCAGAACAGCAAAUCCAUGAACAAUGCAUCUCAACAGCACUCAGCAGCUAUUGACAAGAUGGUUAAGUUCAAGAACGUACUGUGCAAAACCAUGUCAACAUUUUAUGCAAGAUGAGCCGGCGUCCUCUUGUAGUACUCGAACCUGUUUCAGGUUCAGGUUUCAUUUUGAUAUUUCUUCACUGUCAAAGGGACCAUUGAUGUAAAUGAGAUGAAUUCAGUUAUUUUUAUUAUAUAAUAUGGUUCCGAUUGCCAUAGUGAUACUUGUAUAUAAACCUUGUAACAGAACAGAAUCAGCAUCUGGGUCAAACCAGCCCACUGACACAGAUCAUUCCUGUAUGUGCACCAGAAUGAGGGAGCUCCGAUGGUGUUAGCAUGAAUGGUGAGAAGAAACAAUGUGUUGUAUAUAUUUUUAAUGUUCAGAUCUCUUUAUAACAUGCAAGUGUUGUUGCGCAGUGAAUGUGAUUUCGCUGCACCUUUGUAAGUAACACUGGUGCUUCAAGAGGCUGUGAAUCAAGGAGAGGGACACUUCAAAAGGGUAACAUCAGAGACAAUGGUUUUCGUGUUUGGGGGUGGACGUUUUCAUCAAGACAGGCAAUUUUACACUGGAGAUUGUUUUAUUUUUUCAUUACAUAUUAUCCAGUUGACAUGAUCUAAUUGAAAACAUCAUGCCAAAAUGCAGCAGAGAUAUAGCACUUUUAUUCACGUGGAGUUGUGUUACUCACUGUGCUGGUGCCUGUCUUAGAUGGAGCUUUUGUGAGUUAAGGAACUGUCAUCCAAGACCUUGGCUGUCCCACAGAUUAACUAUGAAACUGUCACCCAUGGUUUCAUAUUGUACAGUCCAAUCUCAUGUAUGAAAACAAAGUUUUCUUGUCAUAUGUGGUUGGUGACUUUAAGGAACAAAAGAUUUGGUUUUUGUGUUUGUCUGUCUCUUUCAUCCCUUCUCCCAUUCUCUAUUUUCUUGCACAAAAACAAGCAUGAGGAGCAGUAGCUUCUCUGUUCCGGGUCUGUGAGUGUGUCACAGCACCAGAGUGAGUGAGGAUGUCUCUGGAUACUGACUGACCUGGCACUGCUUUUGCUGGAGUCCUCAAAAAACAGUGCAUACAAAGUGGGGUGAAAGUCUUGUGUUGAACGUGAAGCUUUCUCCAGAAAUGCUGAUUUUCUGCCAGUUCACUGAAACAAUCAGUGAGUAAAUCAGUACGAGUUUUUUGCCAAAUCAUUGUAUUUUGCCAAAUGUUGUGUUUUAACUGUAGAUGUCUGAUAGUGUCAAAGAAAAUAAAGAUAUGGACAAAUG